AUGGCCGAUGUAUCUCGAGGCCUUCGGCCUCUCGCACCGCGGACUUCCAUGGGAGGUAGCGGCGGGGGCGGUGCAGGAGGAGAAAGUCCAGGAGGAGGUGACGACAAAGACAGACGCAUGAAACGAGUAUCAACGGCCUGCACGGAGUGUCAAAAACGUCGCACGAGGUGCAGCGGUCAUCCUCUAUGCGAUGAAUGCAGAACUCAUAAUCGCGAGUGCAUUUUCGAUGAAGCCAACGACAGACGUCGCAAGGCCUCGGCGAAGAAAACGCAGGAUCAGUUGGAUUACUUCCGCACUCUCACCGACGAUCUCAUCAACACCAUCGGGAGUGAAGAUCUUGCGGCAGUCCAACUGAUUACCGACUCCAUCCGAUCUGGAGCCAACCAUGAACACCUGCGAGAUCUGCUUAACAGCAUCCUGCAGGUUCAUCAAAAUGAGUCUCAAAACGGGGAAGAGACCGAUUACCAGGGUUCCAAUCCGAACAUGUCUUACUAUAACCCCAACCAACCUCGCUGA
This is a messenger RNA of Penicillium nucicola, 516 nucleotides long. Its product is annotated as Zn(II)2Cys6 transcription factor domain-containing protein. Gene Ontology annotation, molecular function: zinc ion binding; DNA-binding transcription factor activity, RNA polymerase II-specific. Bases 1 to 516 code for a protein of 171 amino acids. The transcript is spliced from 2 exons. Lineage: Eukaryota; Fungi; Ascomycota; Eurotiomycetes; Eurotiales; Aspergillaceae. The record is from RefSeq and is a predicted model, not a curated record. Gene Ontology annotation, biological process: regulation of DNA-templated transcription.